This is a messenger RNA of Bufo gargarizans (Asiatic toad), 1917 nucleotides long. Its product is annotated as gap junction beta-2 protein-like. The transcript has 2 exons. Lineage: Eukaryota; Metazoa; Chordata; Amphibia; Anura; Bufonidae. The coding region runs from base 178 to 924 and encodes 248 amino acids. Gene Ontology annotation, cellular component: connexin complex. Gene Ontology annotation, biological process: cell communication. The record is from RefSeq and is a predicted model, not a curated record.
CAGUGAAGACCUAGAGAGUGGAUGUGUCACUGUCUACCUGAGCUCCUGGAGCAGUCACUCUGGAUUUCUACUAGAUCUUGCUGUGUGAGACAGCUUUUAUCCGUGUCCAGGACUGUGGGCACAACUUGUUGGAUACAUUAGCCACCCAUCUGUGUACAGAAACGAUCUACAAACAAUAUGGAUUGGGGAAGUCUUUAUGAAAUCAUUGGAGGAGUCAACAAACAUUCCACCAGCAUCGGCAAAAUCUGGCUCUCUGUGCUCUUUAUAUUCCGUAUUAUGAUCCUGGUGGUGGCUGCAGAGAGCGUCUGGGGCGAUGAACAGUCAGACUUCACCUGCAACACCUUACAGCCCGGGUGCAAGAAUGUUUGCUAUGAUCACCACUUCCCAGUCUCUCAUAUCAGGCUCUGGUGCCUUCAACUCAUUUUUGUAGCCACACCGGCACUGCUGGUUGCUAUGCAUGUGGCCUACCUGAAGCAUGAAGAGAAAAGACAACUACAGAAGAGCGGACAGUGUGAUGAAAAGAACUUGGAAGCCCUGAAACAGCGUAAAAUUAGAAUUGUAGGCACGUUGUGGUGGACCUACACUGUCAGCAUUAUGUUCAGAGUCAUAUUCGAAGCUGCUUUCAUGUACCUCUUCUACUUCCUCUACACUGGUUUCCAUAUGCAGCGUCUAGUGAAAUGUUCAAACUGGCCUUGUCCCAAUCUGGUGGACUGUUUCAUUUCUCGGCCUACUGAAAAGACCGUAUUUACCUUCUUCAUGGUUAUUGUCUCCGGCAUUUGCAUGGUCCUCAACGUGGCAGAGCUAUGCUAUCUCAUUAUCCAGGCCUCAUUGAGAAGAUCCAGGAAAAAUGCCAGGAAGCACAUGAACCAUAUUAGCGGGCCAGAAGAGAAGCAGAACAUGUUAAACGAGCAGAAGGAGCAAUAAUUCAAGAGAAGCUGUCGUUUAGGGGUUCCUUGUUAAACCCAGCCUACCGUUAUGUCCAAAGAAAAAGACUCAGCUCUCAGAAAAGCUCAUCUGACCUAAAGAGAAACUUGUGGAUCCAGAAAAAGGAGCUGUAGAUUAUAAAUGACAGUCAAAAGUAUUUCUAUUUCUGCAUUUAAUGUUUUUUGGGUGUUUUUUUUUUUACUGUUUAUGUUACAAAAGUUACUUAAGAUGGUAACAGAUGAAUUUUGUAAAUUUCAUGACUGUAUGUGAAUGAUAACACUGCCAAUUUUCUUAUUAAGAGGUUAAUAUGAGACGCGUGCAAUGAGAUGAUGACCGAGGUAAGUCAAGACUGAACUAUAUUGUAUUAAUCCAUUUUUACUUGCCUCAGAAUGUUUUAUACAAAUAUGUGUUAGGAGGAGUGUUCUCAUUUUAGUGUGUGUACUGACACAUAUCUAAGACCAUAGGGAUUGUCCUAAUCCCACCCAGAACUGCCUUGCAGGGUGCAUAUUGCUGCCUUCAAUACAUUUGCUGCUGAGAUGGAGCAGGAGAGAGGUGAGAAACUUCUUUACUGAAGGUGGAACUUGAAACUUUGCAUCCAGUGUAAAGUGUUUUUUGUUUUUGUUUUCUUUUAUUUCACUUUUCAGAAGAGAAUGAGAAACAUUUAAUAAAGUUUUUUUCUGUAACGACUUUAUAAUUUGACCACUUUGUAUGCUGGAUUGAUAUCCUUCUUCUGCCUGGCGGGGUAUAGGUGCUUGUAGUGUGGAUUUACAGCUGGAAUGUUACUUUUUGUGCAAAAAAUCCAGAAGAGCAAUUUAAAUGUUGAUGUAAGAAUAAUGUUCUGUCAGACCAAAUACUCAUGUCUUUUUGGGAUCUUCCCAGCUGUAAUACCAGCAAUAGGUCACUAGAGGGAGCGGUGCAAGUACAAUUGUCAGAAUGUAAGAAUAUUUUUGUAUUAAUGUCUAUGUAUAGUUUGAAUAAAUAAUUUUUACUAUA